Messenger RNA from Astyanax mexicanus (Mexican tetra), 1825 nucleotides. RefSeq names its product extracellular matrix protein 1b (gene ecm1b). The transcript is spliced from 10 exons. The record is from RefSeq and is a predicted model, not a curated record. Lineage: Eukaryota; Metazoa; Chordata; Actinopteri; Characiformes; Acestrorhamphidae. Gene Ontology annotation, cellular component: extracellular region. Gene Ontology annotation, biological process: signal transduction; regulation of bone mineralization. Bases 89 to 1579 code for a protein of 496 amino acids.
AGUGUAUGUAAAAGGCAGGGGAGCGCUGCAGUGUGGAGAGCAGCUGUGGGAGUUGAAGCAGUGGACUGAUCGGGUCAGUACAGCAGCGAUGGGAGCUCUGAGGAGAUACGUGCUGCUGCUGGUGGUGUUGGUGGUCAGAGCAGAUGAGGAGCCUUUUCUGGGUCAAAGAGAAGUUACUUUCAACCUAAGUGAAUUGCUGGAUGAUGACUUACAGAGACCGAUUGCGUUUUCACUCAUUGAUUUCCCUGAGCUCGGCUCAGAUGUGGCUGAGAGGAAAGAGGGGGUCCCUGACACUCCUGACAUGACAAGAAACUUUCCAGCAGGUCCUCCUAUGUUUGGGCCACGGUCCAUGGGACCCCCACAGAUUCCUUUCCCUCUUGCUCGACCGAAUACCAACAACAUUCAAGCCAUCUGCCGCUAUAGUAAUCAACGCCCUCGAUAUCCUAGGGAGACCCUACCUAGCAGUUACUUUGGCUACUUGGUUCGUCGGGCAAAUGCCAUCAACCGGCUGGAGUCCUGGUUCUCUGUGUGUUGCAGCAGUGGGACUGAGGAUGAGAGACUACUUCUGUGUUGUGCUGAUCAAGCGUGGAAGAAGUCCCUUUCGGCUUUCUGUGAUGAUGAGUUCUCAGUUAAAGCCAGUCAUUAUCACUGCUGCAAGCAAACUGGUUCAAACAGAAGAACUUGCUUUGAAAAAGCAAGCCCAUCACACCUACAGUCAUAUGUGCCUUCUGAUCAUGAGCGUGGGUCAUGGGCCGUCAUCCCCUCCAUGGCUGAAGGCUUUAACUUUAACCCUAGCAGCUGCCACAAGCAAAGGCAUGCAUAUUUUAGUGUAUCACUGAUUGCUCGCAGAGCAAUAACAGGAAAAAUCCCAAAGGAUGUUUUCCCCCCUGGCCGUCCUAAUGCUGACAACAUUGAAUCUAUCUGUGCUAAUCACAAGCAACGAUGGUGGUAUGUCUCCAAAUGUCUGUUGCGUAAAGCCAACAGUGCGGUGGCACAUCAGGCUAAGGCCAUUGAUGUACUGGAAAAAGGCUUUGGUCAGUGCUGUAAGAAGAGGAGAGAGAAACAGUCCUGUGCAGAGAUGAAGUGGAAGAUGAUGGUGGAUGACUUCUGUAAAGAUGGGAUGAAGGCUGACAUGAAGCAGUUUGUCUGUUGCGAAAGGAAGGAAGGAGAGGAGCAGUAUAAUUGUUUUGCUGCUGCUGCCACAAACCCAGGAUAUACCCCCAACAAUGACAGCGCAUCUCUUUAUGAAGCUCGUCCUUCUUUAGACACGUUCUGUGAUAUGUACAGAAAGUAUCACAGUUUGCAAAGACAGUUAGGAAGUUGGCAUAUUGUUGCAGAUAAGUGGUCUACACGGUGCUGCAGUCCGAUGGAAGAGAAGAAUUCUGCCUGUUUGCAGACUCAGAUGGAGAGCAUCCUGGAUGAAGUGUGUAGUCACCCACUGUGGAAGAAUAGUGGAAGCUGUUGCAGGGAGAGAGGGAAAAGCCGCUCCAAGUGUUUCACCAAGUAUGUCCUGCAUAAACUAUCUGAAGAAAUGGGGGUAAACCACAGCCUUCGGAAGAAAUGCAGAACCCCUUUCUGAAAUCUUGCUAUGAUUGUUGAAUCGUUGUGCUGAGCCAAUGAUUUAGUUACAGUUAUGUUCCAGGUAUAAAUGUAAUGGAUCUGUGGACAGACUCACAUGGGUUAAGCCUAAGUGGAGCAAAAACUGCAUUUUUUAAUCAACAUUUUUAUUCACUAUUUUCUAAAAGAUUGUAUUAAUUUUAAUAGUAUUUUCAUACCUGUUCAAAACCGCAUGGUCGGUUUGUAAUCAUUAUGUAGACACUUUUUU